Messenger RNA from Stereum hirsutum FP-91666 SS1, 498 nucleotides. RefSeq lists its product as uncharacterized. The record is from RefSeq and is a predicted model, not a curated record. The transcript is spliced from 3 exons. The coding region runs from base 1 to 498 and encodes 165 amino acids. Lineage: Eukaryota; Fungi; Basidiomycota; Agaricomycetes; Russulales; Stereaceae.
AUGUGUUUCAAUCAUCUCAUAUGUGCUUGGAAUGUGCUUGGUCUAUCUGUGUCGCUCACCAUUCUCUCAUUCUCUACCAUCGGUGCCGGCUUCGAAAAUGCUUCAGAGUCGGCAUCAAACGAUACAAGAACACCUGACGACGUGAUCCUUGCCCGUAUUGAGAAGUCUACCAUCGGAUGGAUGGUUUUCGCAGCCAUCUUGUUCUUGAUUGCUGUUGGAGCUAUGUUUUACAUUGGUCGUCGCCGAUGUCGAGGAUCUCGCAGAGCCAUCAAGAAAGCGAGCGAACGUGGCGGGCAAUGGCCACGCGACCUCCUAUCUUCCUCCGGAAUCGUGAGCCGACUCGACACUCUUGCGGAUGGCGGUCCAGCGCCCGUCGUCGUUCGCGCACCUGCGCCGGCCGAGGAGAACACAGUCGAAGAUAUUAGGUUGAAAGAUAUCAGGCAGGGUGGAAGGGAGAGAGCUACCGUUCCCCAGAUUGUUAACGGGAGUGACGGGUAG